Molecule: messenger RNA, 915 nt
Organism: Gilbertella persicaria
Lineage: Eukaryota; Fungi; Mucoromycota; Mucoromycetes; Mucorales; Choanephoraceae
Exons: 2
Coding region: 141-800 (219 amino acids)
Biological process (GO): negative regulation of transcription by RNA polymerase II; mitochondria-nucleus signaling pathway; regulation of nitrogen utilization
Cellular component (GO): cytoplasm
Source: RefSeq, a predicted model, not a curated record
AAAACGGAAAGUAACAAGAAAAUUGUAGUACCGUCAGAGUGAUAAUCAAAUCCGAAUUCCUUUUGAUAGCAAAUAUUUAAUAGCGCAUCUCUUUCUUUCUCUUUCUCUCUCUCUCUCUCUCUCUUUUUAUUUAUUCCAUCAUGGCUCAAACAUCUGAAUUGCCUGUGCUUUCUUUAGCCUCGCCUAAUAUACACAAGCUUCGAGAUAUGAACGUGGAUAAUUUGUCUUACAUGUGGACUGUAUUCUCCAGAUGUAAAAACAAUUUAGAGAAUGGAAGACGAUUAGAAAACAUAAGUUGGAGAAUGUGGUAUCGCCAAACAUCACUAAAAGAGAAACCAUCACAACCUACUUGUUUAAAAGAAGAAUCUACUGAAGCUUUUGUCCAGCCUAAACGCCUUGUAUCUACUCGUAGUACUGCUGAUCCUCCUAUUCAACCUAUACUUCCAGUGAAACGUAAUAGCAAGUUCUUUAUCAAUGAUGACUCUGAUGAAUCUGAUGAGUUUGACGAGUCUGAUGACGAUACAGCGUAUUCAACAUAUAAUACAAUGAAAUCAUAUCAAAUUGAAUCUGAUGAUGAUAAUGAUGACGAUUACAGUGAUUGUGGAAGCUUUGAGACAAUUGAUGAACCUCAAGAAGAUCAAAUUGAUGAAAAAGCUUUUAUGAUUGAAUUUAGAAAAAGAUCACCCUGUAACAUAAAAGGACAAUCUCUCUUGACUAUUUUGCUACAAACGCAAGUACCACCCGAUCAAUCCAUAUCAAGUAACACUUAUCUAUCGAAAACUUUAUCCGAAAAUAUCUAAAUAUACCACCAACAUUAUUUAUUUUGCAGCCAAAUUCAAGCCUGUUUAAUUAUUGCAUUUACUCAUUUGAUCAUAAAAAAAAGACAAUGAAUAAAAGAAAUGAUUAUAUUCAACA